ACUAUCACCUUCGCGAUUCAACCCUGCACCUCCGUCAGUCAGCGUGAUAAUACAUAAAGAUGCUGAGAUGUUGAGACUGAAAGUGCGACAUCUGCGAUGUCUCGCACAAAUCAGUUCGCCCUCAUUCUAAUACUUCAAGUUGUUUUAAUCGCUCUGUUUCUUGGACGAGCACCAUUCAUGAUGACCGUAAAAACACCACCAACCAAGAACUCGUGGGCAGAUCAUCCAUGCAAGCUUAUCACUACACCACUGUAUGCCACGGACAAGACAGACAUCUUCACAACCGGUGCAACGCAUAUGGCUCAUAUCCACAAUGCCAUUCUGCGCGGCUAUAAUUCCAUUUUUCUACAAGCCCCACACGUUAGAAAUGAGGAUAAGGAGGCUUUCAUCGGAUACGCUCUGACAUGGUUCAAAUUCGUAAAAUCACACCACGACGACGAAGAAGCGGAGCUGUUCCCGAAAGUGGCCGAAGUACUCCACGGACAGGACAACGAGAUCUGGGAAGAGACUCACAAGGAACACGAGUCUUUCCUCCAAGGCCUGGGCAAAUACGAAAUUUACUUGUCGCAUCUUGCUUCUCCUGCACAUUUCGACGGCAAGGAACUGUGCAGUAUCAUGCUCACCUUCCAAGUCCCGUUCGAGCACCACUUCCACUCCGAGAUCACGCACAUAUCCUCCUUCGCCUCUUUGCCGUCCGCACCAGUGUUAGGAUCACCGGAAUCAGACCAAGCGGUAGUCGUUUUCAAAGCCUGGGGCAAGAAGACUGUUACCAAAGCUGGUACAACAGAUGUUGUGCCGUUCUUCCUGAUGAACCUGGACGCCACAUAUGAGGAGGGCAAGUGGGCUAACUGGCCGCCGAUGCCGGCACCAGUCAGGUGGGGACUUGUGAAUGUGGCAGGCAGCUGGAAUUGGGCAUGGUGGAAGUUUGCGAGCUGCAAUAGUGCGGGAACGCCGAGGGAGCUGUAUGCCCUCGGAGGGAGUGGGGGAAGGGAUUCGAAGUAAUUUUUACUAAUACAUCAUGGCCCCUAUGACUGGAUAUUCUCGAGUUAACCUUGUAAUGAGUCUGGUGGACGAUUCGUGCUGAUCGGCUCUACGUUCUUAGAAGAUAAGAUGGAUCGUUGAAGCAGUGUUAAGAGCCGGUACGAGCCAUUUUCCAUAUCGCAAUGUACGACUACAAGAUUGGCAAAA
Molecule: messenger RNA, 1188 nt
Organism: Boeremia exigua
Lineage: Eukaryota; Fungi; Ascomycota; Dothideomycetes; Pleosporales; Didymellaceae
Exons: 1
Coding region: 97-1002 (301 amino acids)
Source: RefSeq, a predicted model, not a curated record